AGGACCCGUCCCAUCGCUUGGAUCCAUAACCCGCAUCGAGCGAGCGCGAAGGUUGAGAUCCAAGAUCCAAACCAAACCCCCACAUUACAUAAAGCUAAGUAACCAUCCAAUCCAAACUCAGCUCCUAGCUAGGGUUUUUCGAAUUCCCAUUCUUCCUUCCUUCCUUCUGCUUUUAUCGAUCUCCAACGAAACCAAACCAUGUCGCUCAGGCCAAAUGCCAGAACCGAGAUUCGCCGCAACCGUUACAAGGUCGCCGUCGACGCCGACGAGGGCCGCCGGAGAAGAGAGGACAACAUGGUCGAGAUCCGCAAGAGCAAGCGCGAAGAGAGUUUGCUCAAGAAGCGUCGUGAAGGCCUCCAAGCUCAGCAACAGUUUCCCGCUCCUCUUCAGAACUCCACCGUCGACAAGAAGCUGGAGAGUCUUCCUGCCAUGGUUGCUGGAGUUUGGUCGGAUGAUAAUAGUAUUCAACUUGAAGCCACUACGCAAUUUCGCAAGCUGCUUUCGAUUGAACGGAGCCCUCCGAUUGAGGAAGUUAUUCAAGCUGGUGUUGUUCCACGUUUUGUUGAGUUUCUUGUUAGAGAGGAUUUCCCUCAACUUCAGUUUGAGGCUGCGUGGGCUCUCACAAACAUUGCAUCUGGGACUUCUGAGAACACUAAGGUGGUAAUUGAUCAUGGGGCAGUUCCUAUAUUUGUCAAGCUACUUAGUUCACCUAGUGAUGAUGUUCGGGAGCAGGCAGUGUGGGCUUUGGGAAAUGUUGCUGGUGACUCCCCUAGGUGUAGAGAUCUAGUGCUCAGCCAAGGUGCCCUCGUCCCACUGUUGGCCCAGUUGAAUGAGCAUGCAAAACUUUCAAUGCUGAGAAAUGCCACAUGGACAUUAUCUAACUUUUGCAGGGGUAAGCCACAGCCUCCGUUUGAGCAGGUGAGACCGGCACUUCCAGCACUCGAGCGUUUGGUUUUUUCCAAUGAUGAAGAAGUUUUGACAGAUGCUUGCUGGGCAUUAUCAUAUCUCUCUGAUGGCACAAAUGACAAAAUCCAAGCAGUUAUUGAGGCAGGUGUAUGUGCCAGAUUGGUGCAGCUUCUCAUACACCCAUCUCCCUCAGUGCUGAUUCCUGCUCUUCGUACAGUGGGAAAUAUUGUGACUGGAGAUGAUAUGCAGACUCAGUGUAUUAUCAAUCAUGGUGCACUCCCCUGCCUUUUGAACCUGUUGACAAAUAAUCAUAAAAAAAGCAUUAAGAAAGAAGCUUGUUGGACUAUAUCAAACAUUACUGCUGGAAAUAAAGAACAGAUACAGACUGUUAUUGAAGCUGGUCUGGUUGCACCCCUUGUCAAUCUUCUUCAAAAUGCGGAAUUUGACAUUAAAAAGGAAGCUGCUUGGGCAAUCUCAAAUGCUACAUCUGGUGGAAUUCAUGAGCAGAUCAAGUACUUGGUGAGUCAGGGUUGCAUAAAGCCUCUUUGUGAUCUUCUUGUUUGCCCAGACCCAAGAAUUGUUACUGUCUGUUUAGAAGGCCUAGAGAAUAUUCUGAAGGUUGGAGAAGCUGAGAAGAGCCUAGGUAACACUGGAGAUGUUAACGAGUAUGCACAGAUGAUAGAUGAUGCUGAGGGAUUGGAGAAGAUUGAAAACCUACAGAGUCAUGACAACAAUGAAAUAUAUGAAAAGGCUGUUAAAAUUCUUGAAACAUAUUGGUUGGAAGAAGAAGAUGAGACACUACCUUCAGGAGAUGGUGCUCAACCUGGUUUCAAUUUCGGAAACAAUGAGCUUCCAGUCCCAUCUGGUGGAUUCAACUUCAGCUGAAGAUAUUUUCCUGAGAAGGGACUUGUUGGACGAAGUAGGGUUUAUGCCGGGUGGGCGUUGGGAUAAAGUCUGGAGGGUCAGUUAUUGCACCUUGUGUCCUUCGUGGUUCAUGAGGUGCCGGGGAGGGUCAGUCUACGCUACCAAGUCCAAGUAAGAAGGGACUGGUGGAUUCAACAGCAGCAUAAUGAUCUUUUCAGCCGUGUUUGUUGUACUUAAAAUACAUAAAGCUGGUGGAAGGUUGUAUAUGUUGCAGUGGCAGGGACACGGGUAUAUGGCGAGGGGUUUUUUUCUUUAAUGCGGCUUUGAGUGCUGUUUUUUAUUUGAGUCCUAGUUUUAUUGGUAUGAUUUAUUGGGUCAGUAUUUGAUUUGGGUAAAUAUAUCAUUUCCAAACCAAUUUUAUGGUCUAUUCCAAAUUCCAAUCGAAGAAUUAGUGCUAUUUUUGUGCGUCA
Glycine soja is the source of this 2240-nucleotide messenger RNA. RefSeq names its product importin subunit alpha-2-like. Bases 199 to 1791 code for a protein of 530 amino acids. Lineage: Eukaryota; Viridiplantae; Streptophyta; Magnoliopsida; Fabales; Fabaceae. Gene Ontology annotation, cellular component: cytoplasm; nucleus. The record is from RefSeq and is a predicted model, not a curated record. Gene Ontology annotation, molecular function: protein binding; nuclear import signal receptor activity. The transcript has 11 exons. Gene Ontology annotation, biological process: NLS-bearing protein import into nucleus.